UAUUCUCUGUGUAAUGAUGGUCUGAUUGAGCUGUCUAACCCCGGAGCCAGCGGAUCCCUCUUCUAUGUCUCCAGUGAUGACGAGUUCAUCAUCAAGACUGUUCAACACAAAGAGGCAGAGUUCCUACAGAAACUCCUGCCUGGAUACUUCAUGAACAUUAACCAAAACAAGCGCACCUUGCUACCCAAGUUCUACGGGCUGUAUUGCGUUCAGGCAGGAGGAAAAAACAUCCGUAUUGUUGUGAUGAACAAUCUUCUUCCUCGGAUCAUCCCCAUGCACCUUAAAUACGACCUGAAGGGCUCCACCUAUAAGAGGCGAGCGUCCCCUAAAGAGAGGGAGAAGGCCGUUCCCAUUCACAAAGACCUGGACUUCAUCCAGGACUUGCCGGACGGGCUGCUGCUGGAAGCCGACAAUUUCAAUGCCAUGUGCAAGACUAUACAGAGGGACUGCCUG
Messenger RNA from Notothenia coriiceps (black rockcod), 453 nucleotides. RefSeq names its product phosphatidylinositol 4-phosphate 5-kinase type-1 alpha-like. The transcript has 2 exons. The annotation marks the transcript as partial. Gene Ontology annotation, cellular component: plasma membrane. Gene Ontology annotation, molecular function: 1-phosphatidylinositol-4-phosphate 5-kinase activity. Lineage: Eukaryota; Metazoa; Chordata; Actinopteri; Perciformes; Nototheniidae. The record is from RefSeq and is a predicted model, not a curated record. Gene Ontology annotation, biological process: phosphatidylinositol phosphate biosynthetic process.